AUGUAUUCUGUCCUAGUAAUAGGCUCGGCAGGUGCAGGUAAAACAACAUUCUCCCUCAACCUGUACGACCACCUCAGUGCACACAACCACAGCCCAACUUUAAUAAAUCUUGAUCCUUCCCAGCAGAGCGGUAACACAUACCACCAUGACAUUUGUACCUACAUUACGACCCAGAACAUAAUGGAGGCUACUGAUCUUGGACCGAACUCAUCCAUUUUAAAUGCAUUCGCAACGAUGGCCGAUAAUCUGGAGAACAUGGAGAUUGAGGGCUACUGCGUGGUGGACAUGCCUGGUCAAAUCGAAAUUUUUGUACAUUCUGAGUCUUUUCUGAGGACCGUUGAGUAUUUUAAGGAACAUAGCCGCUGUGUAAUUGCGAACGUGUUUGAUUCCAUCAAUUUCAAGAGCGUAGAAAGAUUCCUUGGGAACGGGAUGAGCAUGUGCAUGUGCGUGGGACGAGUUGAUCUGCCCUUUAUCAAUUUGGUAAGCAAAUGCGAUCUUUUCUUGGAGAGCGACCGGGAUGAGGACUGUACAAAUGACGAUUUGGAUCGGUUUGACGGUGAUCUGUGCUUUGACCAAUCGCUUUUGGAAACGAAAUUUCAUAACGAUCUUUAUUCCUUCCUUGAACAGAACAAUGUUCUGAAUUUUACGAGGAUACGUUACACCGAGGAGGGAAUGACCGAUAUUAUUUACAUGCUUGAUAGCGUUUUACAGUACUACGAUGAUUUAGAUUACAUAGAGCCCCGUGAGGAAUGAGCAAGGUCUGCGUACAAAUCAGAACAAAGACACGCAUGCAACAUUCACCGGUAUUAAUCAUUAAAAAUGUAUCAUCCAACAUUCUUAGCUUGUUACAGCACCUCCACGCUUCCGGUAUGUGUC
Messenger RNA from Vavraia culicis subsp. floridensis, 876 nucleotides. RefSeq lists its product as uncharacterized. The transcript has a single exon. The record is from RefSeq and is a predicted model, not a curated record. The coding region runs from base 1 to 753 and encodes 250 amino acids. Gene Ontology annotation, molecular function: GTPase activity. Lineage: Eukaryota; Fungi; Microsporidia; Pleistophoridae.